UAAGCAGAGUCUCGAUUGUCCUCCUCAUCACGGGAUCGGCGAACAGAUCGAAGUGAACCUCCGAAGAAGAAGCAGAGCAAAAGUCAGCGGCGACGAUGGCGAGCAUGGGGAGAACGGUGAUGGAGGUGGGAGCUGACGGCGUUGCCCUGAUCACAAUCAUCAACCCACCCGUCAAUUCCCUCUCACUUGACGUAUUGCUGAGUUUGAAAGGAAGUUAUGAACAAGCUUUGAGCAGAGAUGAUGUGAAGGCAAUAGUUAUUACAGGUGCAAAGGGUAAAUUUUCAGGAGGCUUUGACAUUUCUGCCUUUGGUGGUGUUCAAAGUGGGAAAACUGAGCAAAUGAAGGUUGGCUAUGUUUCAAUAGAUGUCAUCACUGACACUUUUGAAGGCGCAAGAAAACCAUCAGUUGCUGCCAUAGAUGGGUUAGCUCUUGGUGGCGGACUGGAAAUUGCAAUGGCAUGCCAUGCACGCAUAUCAACUUCAACAGCCCAACUAGGUCUGCCAGAACUUCAGCUUGGAAUCAUCCCAGGAUUUGGAGGAACACAGCGCCUUCCGCGCCUUGUGGGACUUACCAAAGCACUUGAAAUUAUUUUGUUAUCCAAGUCCGUGAAAGGAGAGGAAGCAUACAAGAUAGGUCUGGUUGAUGCUCUCUCAUCAUCUGAUGAAUUGUUGAAGACAGCUCGCUACUGGGCUUUGGAAAUUGCUGAGUGUAGAAAACCAUGGAUCAAGAGUCUUUAUAAAACUGAUAAAUUAGAAUCCCUUGGAGAUGCUAGGGAAAUUCUAAAGUUUGCAAGAGCUCAGGCUCAAAAGCAGGCUGCCAAUCUCCUACACCCUUUGGUUUGUAUUGAUGUGAUUGAAGAGGGCAUAGUUUCUGGUCCUCGUGCUGGAUUGUGGAAGGAAGUCCACUCCUUUCAAACACUUGUUCGAUCUGACACGUGCAAGAGUUUAGUUCAUGUGUUCUUCGCACUACGUGCAACAUCAAAGAUUCCUGGGAUCACGGACUUGGGUUUGACGCCAAGAAAGAUUAAUAAAGUUGCCAUUCUUGGAGGAGGAUUGAUGGGCUCUGGAAUCGCAACUGCUUUGUUGCUUAGCAACUACCCUGUGAUAAUUAAAGAAGUAAAUGAAACCUUCUUAAAGGCUGGAAUAGACAGAGUUAAAGCCAAUUUGCAGAGUCGUGUCAGGAAAGGGAAGAUUACAGAGGAGAAGUAUGAGAAAACCCUCUCAUUACUCACGGGUGUACUGGAUUAUGGAAGUUUCAAAGAUGUGGAUUUGGUCAUUGAAGCAGUUAUCGAGAAAGUAUCCUUGAAACAGCAAAUAUUUUCUGAUCUUGAGAAAUAUUGCUCUAGCAGUUGUAUACUUGCUUCUAAUACAUCAACAAUUGAUCUCAAUUUGAUUGGAGAGAAGAUCAGGUCCCAAGCUCGAAUUGUGGGUGCACAUUUCUUUAGUCCUGCUCAUAUAAUGCCACUUCUGGAAAUAGUCCGGACGAAGAAAACGUCUCCACAAGUUGUUCUAGAUUUGCUUGAUAUUGGGAAAAAGAUUCGAAAAACCCCCAUUGUAGUUGGCAACUGUACUGGAUUUGCAGUUAAUAGGAUGUUCUUUCCCUACACUCAGUCAGCACUCUUACUUGUUGACUACGGUCUUGAUGUGUAUAAGAUUGAUCAAGCAUGCACCAAAUUUGGAAUGCCAAUGGGCCCUUUCAGAGUAGCUGAUCUGGUUGGCUUUGGAGUUGCAGUUGCUACUGGCAUGCAGUAUCUUGAGAGCUUUCCUGACCGAGUCUACAAGUCCAUGCUAAUGUCAAUUAUGAUCGAAGAUAAAAGGACAGGUGAAGCUACAGGCAAGGGAUUUUAUAAAUAUGAUAACAAAAGAAAGGCCAGUUCUGAUCCGGAAAUAUUGAAGUAUAUUGAGAAAUCAAGGAACAUUGCUGGAGUUACCCCUAAGCCUGAGUUGAUCAAGUUAUCAGACAAGGAUAUAGUGGAAAUGGUUUUCCUCCCAGUGGUCAAUGAAGCCUGCCGGGUCCUUGACGAGGGAAUUGCUGUCAAGGCAUCUGACCUUGACAUUGCUUCUAUCAUGGGCAUGGGUUUCCCUCCUUACAGGGGUGGUGUAAUGUUUUGGGCCGACUCUCUUGGAGCAAAAUACAUCUUUGAAAGACUGGAUUCAUGGUCGAAGAUAUAUGGUGAUUUCUUCAAUCCUUGCUCUUACCUUGCAGAAAGGGCGGCCAAAGGCAUUUCCUUGGGUGCCCCUUCCAUUCAAGACAAUGCUCGGCUGUAGUAGACAGGUUAUCAGUACAUCCUAUCUAGAAAUAUCGGAAUUCAUCAGCAACAUAUGCCUCUUCCCAUGGCCAGGUGCAUCACUUUGUUGGGAUGAUAAACAAUUAUCUUGGAUUUCGUGAUCAUCAGUUUGCUACUUAGUGUAUGUUAUUCUAUCUGAACAUCUGUCCCUUGUAGGAUGAUUACAUGUUUGUGGUAGUUCAAUUUGCUCUUAAACAGAGUCCUGUUAUUGAAUAAAACUUAAAAAGUGUUAUAGAUGUAAUGAGGUCAAAUUUCGUUGUAAAACACGGAAGUUACUGUUUACUUUUUGUGGCUCGUGUAAUGUCUCCAUGAUUUAACUACUCGUAAAUGCAAAUAGAUGUAAUAUUUUCCAGCU
Zingiber officinale is the source of this 2642-nucleotide messenger RNA. RefSeq names its product glyoxysomal fatty acid beta-oxidation multifunctional protein MFP-a-like. The coding region runs from base 96 to 2267 and encodes 723 amino acids. Lineage: Eukaryota; Viridiplantae; Streptophyta; Magnoliopsida; Zingiberales; Zingiberaceae. The record is from RefSeq and is a predicted model, not a curated record. Gene Ontology annotation, biological process: fatty acid beta-oxidation. Gene Ontology annotation, molecular function: NAD+ binding; (3S)-3-hydroxyacyl-CoA dehydrogenase (NAD+) activity. Gene Ontology annotation, cellular component: peroxisome. The transcript is spliced from 18 exons.